This is a messenger RNA of Octopus sinensis (East Asian common octopus), 2013 nucleotides long. RefSeq lists its product as uncharacterized. The coding region runs from base 1 to 2013 and encodes 670 amino acids. Gene Ontology annotation, cellular component: membrane. The transcript has a single exon. The record is from RefSeq and is a predicted model, not a curated record. Gene Ontology annotation, molecular function: G protein-coupled receptor activity. Gene Ontology annotation, biological process: G protein-coupled receptor signaling pathway; cell surface receptor signaling pathway. NCBI's taxonomy places the organism in Eukaryota, Metazoa, Mollusca, Cephalopoda, Octopoda, Octopodidae.
AUGGUAACAUCAUUUCAGUUGCUUAUGCUUUCUCUUAUAAUGUUCUCAAAUGAUGCAUCACUUGCACAAUUCUUCAACAAUUGCAGCCCAGCUUUGUGUUCUGAUCCUCCUGCAUAUGACGUACCUGAACGUUGUUCGUGCCGCCCGGACUGCUACCUCUAUAAUGAAUGCUGUUCUGACAAGAUUAAUAAAACCACUUCUGAUCACAAACAACCCUAUCCAUCAAUGUAUUAUAGUUGUAGAAUGGUUAGUGAUUCUUAUUAUUAUCUGUUUGACCGUUGUCCACCUAACCAUGAUGUUGCAGAGUAUGUAAACAACUGUGAAAACCCUGACUCCGAUGAUCAACUGCAAAACAUACCCGCUUUUGGUAAAACAAGUAAAAGACUCUACAGGAACAUGUAUUGUGCUCUGUGUCAUGGAGAGGAAUUCACUCUUUGGAAUAUUCUGUAUAAAUGUAAUUUAAGAUCUAAUGUAAGCCUUGAAAAUUUAUCAAAUUAUGUCAAUAGAUGUAUGCGAAUUGUAAAGGCUCCGGCGGAGAAAUAUAAACAUUAUUUGCAUUCUUGUAUUCCACACAUUUCGAGUUGUCCUCAAGAUUACAAUAAUACCGAACAAAGAAUGGCAUGUGAGACCGAGCCAAUGGCGUUAAUAUAUUUAGAUAAGAAAUAUAUAUCAUAUAAUAAGAAAUAUGUAUCUGAUAAGUUUUACAAAAAUAGAGGUUGUGCCACGUGUAACGGGAUUUCUGAAAUUCAAUGUAGAGUAUUGUAUUAUAUAAAGACUAAAACACCUAUAUUUAAUUCACUAACAAUCCUUUUCAAUUAUCAUACCAAUUUUUUAGAGAUAAGAGAUGCAUUAACCGAAACUGUUCUACAGUUGCCAUCCUGUUCAAAGCACGCUGUCUACGAUAUGAAUACCAAUCAAUGUCGACAAGUUAUCUACCAUCCUCCACUAAACUGUACAUCAACAAGAUUAAAUGAAUCUGAGUAUUACAUUACUAAUGAUGGUCGUCUCUACUUAAAUAAUACCCAACGCUUGCUGAACCAAUCAGAAUUCACUCGUGAUUCUCAAGGUAUAAUAAGUAUCUGUGUAAACAAUGGUACCAAUAAUAUAUCAAAUAUCAAUGGUGUAUCAAAAUAUUCCGUGGCUGAGAGCUAUAUCACAUUAGUGGGACUCGUAAUCUCUAUUCCGGCUCAGGUAAUCACUAUUAUAGUCUAUCUCUGUAUACCCGAUCUCCGUACCUUACCAGGUAAAUUACUCAUUAGUCUUUUAUCAGCAUUGUUUGCAGCUGAGCUUCUCUUUCUCAUCUCAUCACAAAUCACUACAUCUCUAGUGAUGUGUAAAUAUUUAGCUAUAGUGAUGCAUUAUUCCCUUCUAGCGACUUUCUUCUGGAUGAAUGUCAUGUCUUUUGAUGCCUGGUACACUUUCUCAGGAUUUACACAACUUCGAAGUAAAGGAAAACAUACCAAGAGAUUUGUAUUGUAUUCCUUAUAUGCUUGGAUCUGUCCACUUGUAAUAGUAACAGUAUCACUGAUAUUUGAGUAUAUUCCUGGAAAUCACGGACUUUCUCCAGAAUAUGGAAAUGGUAAUUGCUGGAUUACAAAUGGAAAAAAUCUACUAUGGUUUUUUGCAAUCCCCGUAAUGAUUAUUUUAUGUCUUAAUUUCGUAGCAUUUACCCUCACCGCUAGAGGGCUCUAUUUGGCACGCAAACUUUCUUCGAAAUAUUUACCAAAACAUAACAGACCUGAGUUCAUCAUUUGUGUAAAACUAUUCUUUGUCAUGGGACUAACAUGGAUAUUCGCAUUUCUCUAUACGUUUACAGGAAUUGAAGAAUUUUCUCUAUUAUUUUGUAUUUUAAACUCAUUCGUUGGGUUAUUUAUUUGUGUAUCAUUUCUAUCAACAAAGACUGUCCGUCGCAAUAUUCUCCGGAAUUUGAAAAUAAUUAUAAAAUUGCCCGCAAAAGAGUCUGUUGAUUUGACUUCUGCUCAUAAAACAACUUCAACAGAUAUACCUACAUAA